UGGCGUGUACGUCGCCAAGGAAACGUUGUCGCGGAGGUCGAGCGAAAUCAUGACUUCAAAUCCACUAGUUUACAAGCAUAAAGAUGCUAAGUGCCACCCAGCACUUCAGAUCUUGAUGCUAUUUUUUGCAGUAUUGAUAUUCUAUCACUCCCAUUAUUUACACAUUGGCUUCUUCGUCCCAGCAAGUUCUCUGCAUCUCUCCAACGAUUUCGCUUACUCGUACUUCGCAUACACGUUGAGUUACGUUCUGACGAUAGUACCAGCUGGUAUAAUAGCCACCAAUUGGAGCGCCAGGACACUUUUAUGGCUGAGCCUUGCCAGCAUCGGUGUAUUGAACGCGAUUCAAACAGUCCCAAAAAUUGCUCUCAUCAAGACGGAUCCAGGCUCCCGGUUAAGCAUAUUGAUUCAUUUACUUUAUGGGCUAAGCGAAGCGCCGGUUCUACCGUGCGUUUACGUGCUCUUGUCGCGCAUGAUAUCGUCUAGGUAUCGGACGACUGCUGCCUCGGUGGUUUUAUCCGCGAAGCACUUGGUCGCACUCUUUAUUCUUGGUAUUGCGCUCCUUACAAAUAUAAUCAAAACUGACGACUCGGUACACGACCGAACAUACAUUAUUCUCAGAUAUUUCGUUGUGAUCUGGGCUUUCUUGUACUUGUGUGUGGUAUCGAACUACGACCCGCAAUUCGUGAAUGAAGCUCCGUGGUUCAAGCCACGAAUACCAUGGAGAUCGAUACUGUCGUCGUGGCCCGUCUGGACUUUGAUAGGGUCUCAUGGGACUUUCUUCGAUUUGCAUGAAUUGGCCCUUUUCGAGUAUCCGUACGAAUUACGGGACGCGCUGUUUGUCGCUAAGAGCACAUCCCUGACGAUGUCGAUCUUGCUGCUGGGUGGGGUGGGCUCGGGCUGGCUGUCGGAUGUACUUGUGGCGCGAAAUCGUUUGACAAGAUUCGAAGCGCGAAAAAUUUUCAACUUCCUCGCUACGUGUGUGCCAAUGGCAGGAUUUAUAAUACUGAUGUCAUUCGAGCGAGAUGAAAAUGUUUCUAUCUUUUGGGCAUGCGUGUGGCUCAUUUUGAGAGGAUUAAUCAGCUUUCAGUGCAGUGGUUUUUUGACUAACCACAUGGAUUUGAGCCCGUAUUACGCGGGUAUUCUCAUCGCUCUUACCGCAGCUGCGAAUCAACUAUUCAGAAGUUUUUUGGUGCUGGUAUUGAUCUUAAGCAAAUUCGAUAGAAACUGGAGUAUAUUUUUAAACUAUACAAUAUUCAUUCUCCCUAUUUUUACGAGUAUCUUGUUCGCGAUUUUCGGUAAAGCAAGUAUCCAGAAGUGGAGCCCAGUUCCAUUGUCGCAUCAAAAACUAAAUCAAUUAGACGUGAAGUUUUAGGGGAAAAAAUUGAAAAAAA
Trichogramma pretiosum is the source of this 1391-nucleotide messenger RNA. RefSeq names its product probable anion transporter 6. The record is from RefSeq and is a predicted model, not a curated record. Bases 50 to 1372 code for a protein of 440 amino acids. Gene Ontology annotation, molecular function: transmembrane transporter activity. The transcript is spliced from 5 exons. Gene Ontology annotation, biological process: transmembrane transport. NCBI's taxonomy places the organism in Eukaryota, Metazoa, Arthropoda, Insecta, Hymenoptera, Trichogrammatidae.